AUAUUAAUCUUUCCUAAAGAGAGAAACCUUUCCUCCUUCUGACCUUUAUGCUGAUAUUAAUCUUUUUUUCUUAGUUAUAGUUAUCAAUAGAAGUUUUCUCCUACUGCAGACUUUGGUCUUUAUCAGAUGGCACAUAAUGACAUUUAUGAUAUGCUAGAUCACCUAAGAAUGAUCAAGUGUGGAGGUGAUCUGAAUAGAGUCAAGAUUGAUCAAAUUGUUACACUUGAAACGGAGCUAAGAUUUUUUCGAACUUUCCUCAAAUACCAUCAUGUUCUUUCGCAUGAUUCCUUAGUCAAAAUCACAAAGAAGGCCCAAUUGAUUGUGGAGAUGCUUCAAUCAGUUUUUGAUGGUAACAUAGAUGAAUGUAAAACUAAUCUUAAUGUGGAAAGGCUAGUAUCACAUUUGUUUGAAUUCAAGGAAGAUAAUACCAGUCCAAGGUCCAAUUAUGAGCUGGAUCAUUCCUAUCUGUCAGAAUAUAUGGAUUACCUCGACAAGAAUCUAAAUGAUGCGGGGAGGUAUCUAGUCAAGUCUGACCCUUUUUUGAGGAAAGGAAUAAAAAUCCUUCAUAAGACAGAUCGGUUUUUAAAGCAAGUGAAAAUCAUUCAAAACAAAAUGAGAUUUUUGAGAUAUUUAUAUGCCAAGGAGAUAAAUAGUUACAUCGACCAUGAGAAGCUGGAAGGUCUGGAGACUCGAAUUCAGUUCAUGGCUGACAAUGUGGGGCAGCUCUGUCUUGCUCUUUGGCUUAAUGAGGAUGGAGAUGAUACGACUCAUAUCGAGGGUAUGCCUCCUUAUCUAUUAUCCUUGGUUGUGCUAGUCGAGCUGGAAAUGAAGAAGAUUUUUCUCUGUGAACUGAAGGCUUCAAAGUUUAGUCAAUCAAGAAAUUUCAAGGACAAGAAAUUACCAAAAGGAUUUUCACAUCAUCUCUACAAUUUGCUAGUGUGUCUCAGAAAACAAAAGUUUAAGAACUUCCAUUCUAAUGUCUCUGCUCGAAAUAUUGAUGUGGCAAUAGAGUUCUUGUUGAUUUUUCUUGGUGAUGUUCCAAAUCAUGUUAUUAAUGGUAAGAGGUUGAAUGAGGUAUUGAAAAAGGUUGGAGCUCUUGUUGGUGAUACAGUUUUUGUAAUUCAAAAUUUGCUUGCGACCUCUACAAUAAAAGAUAGAAUUAGAAAAAUUAAUCUUCGAUUGAUACAGAUACUAGAGGAAGUUGAAAAUUUGAAGGCAAAAGUGGAGGAGAUGUACUAUAUAUCAUUAGAAUUCACUCCAUCUCAGUUUCCCACAGUUGGUGGAUUGAGCUUUCUAGAUUCUCUCCUAAGAAAAUUGAAUGAGAUGUUGAAAUCUGAAGUAGGUUCAAAUUUCACGUUGAAGCCUCACAUUGGUAUUUUAGAGAAAGAGCUCUCGUCUCUAACGUCCAUUUUCAGAGAUGUUGCAAAGGUGCAGCAUGAACAUGAAAUUCUUAAAGACAUUCAGAGGCGUACUAUCAAUUUGGCAUAUGAAGCUGAAGUUGCCAUUGACUCUAUUCUUGCUCAGUAUAAGGCUCAUUGGCAUAUUUUUUUCUCACUUCCCACAAUCUUAAAACAGAUCAAGUAUAUUAGUGCAGAUGUGAGCAAGAUUUGGUCGGAGAACAUAUCUCGUAAGCACAGCUUUGCAGUGGAGCCAUCUAACCAUACGCCAUCUCAACAUAGCAAUCUUGCGGAUGAUGAGGAGAUAGUGGGUUUUGAGAAUGAAGCUGAAAGAAUAAUUCAAUAUCUGAUUCAAGGUACAAAUGAGCUAGAUGUCAUCCCAAUUAUAGGCAUGGGGGGACAAGGGAAGACAACUAUUGCUAGAAUGGUGUAUAAUAAAGACAUCAUUGUUUCUCACUUUGAUGGUCUAGCAUGGUGUGUCAUUUCUCAAACAUAUAACCGGAGAGAGCUAUUACAAGUGCUUGUCAGUCAAGUUAUCGAUUACAAUGAUACGGGAGAUAUGGAUGAUGUCCUUGCCGCCAUGUUGAGGAAAAGCUUAAUAGGAAAGAGAUAUCUCAUUGUCUUGGAUGAUAUGUGGGAUGUUAAAGCAUGGGAUGAUUUCAGAUUAUCUUUCCCAAAUGAUAAAAACAGAAGUCGAAUAAUUGUAACAACACGACUUGAGGAAGUGGGUAGGCAAGUCAAGCACCAUACUGAUCCUUAUUCUCUUCCAUUCCUCCCAUUAGAUGAGAGUUGCAAAUUGUUGCAGAAAAGAGUGUUUCAAAAUGAAGGUUGCCCGCCUGAACUACAAGAUGCGAGUCUAGCAGUUGCAGAAAGAUGCAAAGGACUGCCUAUAGUGGUAAUCUUAGUAGCUGGAAUAAUAAAAAAUAAGAAAAUGGAAGAAGCUUGGUGGCAUGAGGUUAAAAGUGCUAUGUUUUCAUAUGUUGGUGAAUUUGAAGAAUAUAGUCAUGCGACUAUGCAUCUAAGUUAUGAUAACUUACCCGAUUAUUUAAGACCUUGCCUUCUAUACAUGGGGAUGUUUCCAGAGGACACAAGAAUUCCAGUGUCUAAAUUGAUAAGUUUAUGGAUCGCGGAAGGCUUCGUGCAGGACAUUGAAUCUGGGAGAUCGGUGGAAGAGGCAGCCGAAGGUUACUUGAUGGAGCUCAUUAGCAGUAACAUGGUAAUGGUUUCAAGGAGAAGAUAUAACGGUAAAGUCAAAUACUGCCACGUUCAUGACGUAGUGCUUCACUUUUGCUUGAAGAAGAGUAGAGAAGAAAAGUUUAUGCUAACGGUGAAGGGGCAUCCUAGCCAAUUUCAACUUUUGGAUUGGAAGGAAAAUCGACUGAGAUUUGACAUCACUGAUGAGCUUUCCGAGAUUGCAUUGCUGGGCUCCAAAACACAAAAUCCCUUCCAUAAACAUUUGAGGUCACUGAUAACAACCUAUGGAACCUAUGUAGGAAUAUUUUUAGAUUGGAAUCCCUUCCCUCAUAUUAGUAAAUUCAGACUUCUUAAGGUCUUGGAUUUGAGUUACAAUAGAGUGGAUCGUUUGUCGUCAUCUACAUUACAUCCAUUAAUUCACCUGAAGUACCUCGCAGUUUCCACAUUUGAUUUUGAUUUCCAUCCAGAAUCACAUCUGCGCCAUCUAGAAACUAUUAUAGUGAAGGGAAGUGGUCGUGUAUUGUUACCAGCAAUUUUUUGGAAGAUGGAAAAAUUAAGGCAUAUUGAGUGUUAUACUUGUUUCGAUUUGGAAAAUAAUAAGCAAUGGAUCUUUGAAGAAUCCUCAAAAUUGGAAAAUUUGAAGACAUUAAGGAAGGUUGAAUUUCCAAUUGAUGAUGCUGAUUGCAUGGAGGUUUUAUUACGAAGGUGUCCUAAUCUUCAAGAACUUGAGAUCAGUAUUUAUAGCAAUGAAUGGUAUUCUGCAGAGAUUUGUACUUCCAUUCCCAAAUUGGAGACUCUUACACAGCUUCAAUUGCUUUACCUUUGCUUUCGUGGCAGCAAUAUUAUUGUAUCCGAGCUACAUUUGCCUUCAAAUCUUAAAAAGUUGGUGCUUUAUGGGCCUCAUAUAGUAAGCACGGCUUCCUUGAUUGCGGGACUACCAAGUCUGGAGUAUCUUGAAUUAAUGGAUUGGAGACGUGAGUCGGAAGAGUGGUGCCUCGGAGAUAUCACGUUUGAUAAACUUAAGUUCUUGAAACUGGUGGACUUAGGUAUCAAAAGGUGGAAAGCCACAGAUGCAUCUUUUCCCCAGCUUGAAACACUUGUUUUAAAAGGGUGUCACAACCUCAAGAAGAUCCCCCCACCCUUCGCCGAUAUUCAAACACUAAAACAGAUUAAGCUGAUUAGGUGCGAGAAUCUGGAGGCUUCAGCUUCGGAAAUUAAGGAACAAGUCAAAAAUAUUCAAGGAAGCGACCUUGUUAACCUCAUCAUUAUCAAAGAUCGGUGGGGAUAUCUCCGGACGCUGUUUUGUCACAAUAACAUGGCAACUGCAGCAAGAGCAGAGGCAGAUUGGAUGGAUGUCUCAUUGUCUUUCUUGGAAACUUUUUGAAGCCAUGAUCAUUAUGCAGCUGGCGGAAACACCCAUCCUCUUAUAUUGUGACACUACUACUGAUUGCUAAGGUUUUUUUCCCAUUUAUUGAUAAUACGCUAAAUCAAGGUAAUUUAGCGAUUGUUUAUGCACCCGCUUGAUUAUAUUCCAAUAUCAUAAUAUGGUUAAUUGAUGAAAAGUAGGCUAUAAUUGUGAAUUAUAUACAUUGCAGGAUGAGGAGCUUAUGUGACGCUCAAGAGGCUAUUGGUACGAUAUAUGAGAAAGAACGACCCCUCGGAGCUGAGUGUGCGCAAGGACGAGACAAAGAAUUGAAGAAAUACUGGCCCAGUAGCGCGAGCUCAUGCGCGAAGUUAGAGCGAAGUCGCGCUAGUCUAGAAGCUGGAGGCAGAAUGUCAGGGGACAUGUGCGAGCUCGCACAAGCAUUCGCGCUAGUCCCGGUCCGGAAAAGACCUGUUAAGGCCAAAAUUGGAAAUCUGAAAAAAAAAACCCACUUAACCUAUAUAAAGUCAAUCUCGCCCAAGGUUAAAUUAUCAAGGCUUUCAUAGUCUAGUGCAAGAAAUAGAAAGGCAAGAGGCAAGGAGGAGAUUUGACAUCAAGUUCUUCUUUUCUUCUCUUUGUUUUUGCUAUUUGUGAUGAAAUUGAACCAAUUUGUGAUGAACACUAGUACGAGUGGCUAAAACCCAUUGUUCUAGGGUCAUGGGUGAAACAUGAAUGUUGUUGUUUGAAGUUUAAUUUGACA
This is a messenger RNA of Nicotiana tabacum (common tobacco), 4714 nucleotides long. The record is from RefSeq and is a predicted model, not a curated record. Lineage: Eukaryota; Viridiplantae; Streptophyta; Magnoliopsida; Solanales; Solanaceae.